Blastomyces dermatitidis ER-3 is the source of this 1894-nucleotide messenger RNA. RefSeq lists its product as uncharacterized. The transcript has 7 exons. NCBI's taxonomy places the organism in Eukaryota, Fungi, Ascomycota, Eurotiomycetes, Onygenales, Ajellomycetaceae. The record is from RefSeq and is a predicted model, not a curated record. Bases 370 to 1656 code for a protein of 428 amino acids.
CGCCAAGUCAUAUAUAUUCACUUCUUGAUGCUCCCGAUUUGUGCAGCUCACCAAACCGCCUACAAUCUCAUGUAUGUACAAUGUACAUGUAGAUGUAUUUGUCGUUACCUUCAUUAUUUAAUUACAGGAACGGACGCCAUUGCAAUUUAUCAAAUCCUCCUGCAAGGCAACAUCCAGCAUUCCAACAUCCGCACAACCUGCCAGCUACGUCUUGCAUCGCAGCUGAAUUCAUGAUCAAUUUCAUGCUGACUUUCCUUGAUCCAUGCGCUGUGGAAUAGUUAACUGCCUAAUGACUACUAGAAUAAAAAGAUUGCUAGUUAGAGGCGUGUACCUGAGGAUGGUGUGGCCACUACGACAAUGUAAAAAAGCAUGUCCUCAGUCAGUGAACUUAUAUAUAGUUAUCAACUAUUUCACUCUUUCACUUCUUUAACCCGCUCUUCCAUACAUAUCUCUCUCUCAGUUUCCCUUCCUUCUGUUCCAGUUUGGAGAUAUCUAUCUGCUUCUCGUGGGAGCGGAGUCCUACGAACUUUCUCAAGCAUGAUACAAAUUAAACACAUGCUUUUACUUGUUAUUUUCCUAUAUAAACUGCGCUUCUCCUAUUCUUAUAGGACACGCAGUAAUAAUUGUGAAUAUCCUGGACAAAAAAACGUUCUCUACAGGCGAAUUGAACAAGGAAGUAUGAGUCAAUUGGUAAGGGUCGCACAGAACAGAUUGAGAGAUCUUAAUACGCUUCUAGACACUUGGUACGGCCACGACGAUCUAAUUCCGGGCGUUGAGCGGUCCACCCAAUACACAUACGAGGCACUCUUUGGAACAGUUUAUGUGGGAAAUACGGGCGCUGAAUAUUUUUUUCAGAAUUUGGCAAUGCGCUACAGGUUUGACUAUGUACGAAGAAGGCUGGACAAGCUUCAAGAAAUUAUCAUGGGGGACGAACCUCUACAAAUAUACUGUUCCGAUGACUUCAUUACAACAACUUUCCCCCCUCAAUAUAGCGAUAUUCACUACCCGCCAGGCACCUACUGGGACAGCCGUAAGGCUGUAAGUGGUGGGUCGGUCCCUAUUUUUCUGCCUUCAUAUGCGAAAUGCAGUCAAGAUCCACUGGCCGGCAGCAGAGCGUUUAUGAGCGAGAUACAUCGAUCACAUGUAUCAGCCGGCACUAUGAUCCUAUGUCCCCAGAACUUCAUAGAGCCUGAUACCACGCCGGAUAUGCUGCGCAUGAGGCGGCUGUCGGAGCUUCGACGCGUGUCAUUCUAUGAUAGAGAUGAACCCUUCCAUCUAGAGCGCAUUACGUAUCGAAAUGUCAUUUUCAUAUUCCUUUGCCUGCUAGGCCAGCUUCCAAUGUCAGGGAAUGAACCGAUGGAUCCCUUUAAGCACCCACCUGUUGCUGGCCGCGAUGUUAGCGGUUGGGAAGCCGCCACGAUGACCGCGCUAACUCAUCCGGACAAAGCAUUAGAUAACCCAGAAAGUUACGCCUUUCUAAUAUUUGCUCUCUACCUUGACGCCGAUGACUGGAGUAUUGGCAUUUCUGUGCCCAUGCUGCCAAGCGAGCAUGGAAUUACCCACUUUUACUACUCUAUAGAUACGACGCUCGAGAAGCUGGUGCGGGAUGGGAACGGUCCAGAUGAGGCGCCGCCAAUGGAUUGGAUAGUGGAUUAACGAGAACGAGAAGCUAGGCUGUGGUCGGGAGCUUGCAGUAAACUCGAUAUAUAUACAAUACGCCUUAAAAAAACGUCUAUCUGAUCACCGGGUGUUGACGAUCGUGAUAAGGAAAAUUCGAAGAAUGGGGGGUUCUCAUGCAACCUGGGGAAGUUGAGAUAGGAAAUUUUUUUAAGGGGGGCUUGAUGUUUCGCGCCAUUAUAAAAACUCAACUUUCCCUUUCAACCCUUGACUUUUU